Messenger RNA from Galdieria sulphuraria, 915 nucleotides. RefSeq names its product RNA-binding S1 domain-containing protein. The record is from RefSeq and is a predicted model, not a curated record. Lineage: Eukaryota; Rhodophyta; Bangiophyceae; Galdieriales; Galdieriaceae. Gene Ontology annotation, molecular function: structural constituent of ribosome; mRNA binding. Gene Ontology annotation, biological process: translation. The transcript is spliced from 2 exons. The coding region runs from base 49 to 888 and encodes 279 amino acids.
CAACACCCAAAAUGAGAAUCGAUUCUUCCGACUAUUCACUUUUACAAGAUGAAACCUUUUGAAAGUAUUUCCUAUGCUUUUCUAUUCUGGGCUUCUCCAGUCGUCAACACUCGACUGAAUAUUAGAAAAAAGUUUUCCAACAGAAAAUCCUGUUUUUGUUCAGUGCUGCAAAACAACUCAAAGGGAAACAUAUCUAGUAAGUUUCAGAACGAGGAACCAACCGGCCACGCUUUGGACCCUCCAAAAGUACUUUCCUUAUCUAAAGCAACGAUAAACUUUGAUCAACUCUAUCUUGGUCAAGAACUGACUGCAAAGAUUUUAAAACAAAAGGCGUACGGUUGUUUCGUGGAUAUUGGUCUGGGACAAGAUGUCCUUGUACAUAUAUCAGAGCUUUCUACCCAGUUUGUGAAAAAUAUCCUUGAAACGGUCACAGUUGGUGAUACCAUUACAGUAUAUGUCAAGUCCAUCGACAGUGAUUCGAGGAAGGUUUGGUUGACGACUCUAAAGUAUAGACAGUUUGUGAGUCGCCGAAAGCCGUUGGGUGAAGUACGAGUGGAAGAUAUUGUCAAAGGAAAUAUAGUUCGUUUGACAGAUAGUGGAGCCUUUGUAGAUUUCGGUUGCAUUUGUGAUGGAUUUUUACCUUUUACGGAAGUACCCCGAGAAGGUUCCAGUAACUUGGCUUUAGGAGAUGAAGUAGAAACGAGAGUUACUCGGAUUGACGAGAGAACGAGAAAAAUUUGGUUAAGUAUACGACAAGUUGACUCAAAGAUACGAAAUCUCAUCAGGCCACCUUUGGAACUCGUCUUGGAGAGACCAUCAAUAGAAGGAGAGAAUCCAACAGAGGUUAGUGCCAACUCGAAUGAAACAGAGUCAUAUGUGGAAACGUAACAAGUUUAUAAAGCAACACAAUAAUAA